Molecule: messenger RNA, 5107 nt
Organism: Histoplasma capsulatum G186AR
Lineage: Eukaryota; Fungi; Ascomycota; Eurotiomycetes; Onygenales; Ajellomycetaceae
Product: pentafunctional AROM polypeptide
Exons: 4
Coding region: 1-4788 (1595 amino acids)
Biological process (GO): chorismate biosynthetic process; aromatic amino acid biosynthetic process
Cellular component (GO): cytoplasm
Molecular function (GO): shikimate kinase activity; 3-dehydroquinate dehydratase activity; 3-dehydroquinate synthase activity
Source: RefSeq, a predicted model, not a curated record
AUGGGAGUUCCAACCAAGAUCAGCAUUCUAGGUCGCGAAAGCAUUGUCGCUGACUUCGGCAUCUGGCGAAAUUAUGUGGCUAAGGAUCUAUUAAGCAGCUGCUCCUCUUCAACCUACAUCCUUAUUUCCGACACCAACCUGACGCCCCUCUAUUUGGAGGGCUUCCAAAGGUCCUUCGAAGAUGCCGCAACGAAUGUCUCUCCCAAACCGCGUCUCCUCACAUACGAAAUACCUCCCGGAGAGUCUUCAAAGUCUCGUGAGACAAAAGCGGACAUUGAAGAUUGGAUGCUUGCCCGCCAACCGCCAUGCGGUCGAGAUACGGUGAUCAUUGCCUUGGGGGGCGGCGUUAUUGGAGAUUUAAUCGGAUUUGUUGCAGCUACAUAUAUGCGUGGAGUCCGCUUUGUGCAGGUUCCUACAACCCUCUUAGCAAUGGUUGACUCUUCUAUUGGCGGCAAGACAGCCAUUGAUACGCCCAAUGGCAAAAAUUUGAUCGGAGCCAUUUGGCAACCGCAAAGGAUCUAUCUGGAUAUGGAGUUUUUGAAUACCUUACCUGAGAGAGAGUUUAUAAAUGGCAUGGCCGAAGUGAUCAAGACUGCAGCAAUUUCAAGCGACGAAAAGUUCGCAGCACUAGAACGUGAUGCUGAGACUAUAUUGGCAGCCGUCAAGUCCAAAAACACACCAGAACGACCGCGAUUCAGUGGUAUCGAGGAGACGCUGAAAAGAACAAUUUUAUCCUCUGCAGAGUUCAAGGCGCAGGUUGUGUCAGCGGAUGAAAGAGAGGGCGGACUGCGCAACCUCCUAAACUUCGGGCAUUCUAUCGGUCACGCAAUAGAAGCUAUUCUAGCCCCACAGGUCCUUCAUGGAGAAUGUGUUUCUAUAGGAAUGGUCAAGGAAGCCGAACUAGCUCGCCAUCUUGGAAUUUUAAAUAACGUUUCCGUAUCCCGCAUAUCGAAAUGCCUUGCCAGUUAUGGGUUGCCAACUUCUCUCAAAGAUCAGCGAAUAAAGAAACUGACCGCUGGCAAACAUUGUAGCGUGGAGCAACUGAUCGCGUAUAUGGGCGUCGAUAAAAAGAACGAUGGGCCCAAAAAAAAAGUCGUGCUUCUCUCUGCGAUUGGACGCACACAUGAGCCACGGGCAAGUACAGUGUCGAACGAAGAGAUCCAAAUCGUACUUGCGCCAAGCAUCGAAGUUUCCCCAGGUGUUCCAAAAGGCCUUGAUGUCACCUGUACGCCCCCAGGAUCGAAAAGUAUCUCGAAUCGGGCCCUCGUCCUUGCUGCAUUAGGGUCAGGUACAUGUCGCCUCAAGAAUCUCCUCCACUCAGAUGAUACUGAGGUUAUGCUUAAUGCCCUUGAACGGCUAGGUGCUGCUACAUUCUCCUGGGAAGAUGAGGGCGAGGUGCUUGUAGUAAGUGGCAAAGGCGGCAGGAUGGAGGCUAGUCCCAGUGAAUUGUACUUAGGAAACGCCGGGACUGCGUCACGGUUCUUAACGACUGUCGCUACGCUUGCCCGAAAAAGUAGCGUCGACUCGAGCGUGCUCACUGGAAACGCCCGGAUGAAGCAAAGGCCCAUUGGCGAUCUUGUUGACGCCCUCGCAGCCAACGGCGCUAGCAUCGAGUAUCUCGAAAACCUAGGUUGCCUUCCACUCAAAAUUGCCUCUUCGGGAGGGUUUGCCGGCGGGGAGAUAAACCUUGCUGCGAAAGUGUCCUCCCAAUAUGUGUCGUCAUUGUUGAUGUGCGCUCCGUACGCUAAAACGCCUGUAACCCUGAGACUUGUGGGCGGGAAGCCUAUCUCACAGCCUUACAUCGACAUGACCACUGCCAUGAUGCGAUCGUUCGGCGUCGAAGUCAAAAAAUCCGAGACGGAAGAGCACACUUACCAUAUUCCCCUUGGCUUCUAUACUAACCCCGUAGAAUAUAUUGUUGAAAGCGAUGCCAGCUCUGCCACAUACCCCCUGGCGGCUGCUGCCAUCACUGGCACUUCCUGCACCGUCCCGAAUAUUGGAUCCAAGUCUCUUCAAGGAGAUGCCCGAUUCGCCGUUGAUGUCCUGCGGCCAAUGGGCUGCGCUGUGGAUCAGAGCGAUUUCUCCACUAGAGUUACCGGUCCUCCAGGAGGAAUACUGAGCCCGCUGCCCAAUAUAGACAUGGAGCCCAUGACAGAUGCAUUUCUGACUGCGUCGGUUCUUGCUGCUGUUGCAAGAGGCAAGGGGUCGAAUCACACGACGCGGAUAUUCGGUAUCGCAAAUCAGAGGGUCAAAGAAUGUAACAGAAUCAAGGCUAUGAAAGAUGAACUUGCCGAAUUUGGGGUUGUUUGUCGAGAACAUGACGAUGGCCUCGAAAUCGACGGCAUAGACCGCGCGACCCUGCACCAUCCGUCAGACGGCGUUUAUUGUUAUGACGACCACCGCGUUGCGAUGAGUUUCAGCGUUCUCUCCUUGGUGACUCCCGAGCCAACUCUGAUUCUCGAAAAGGAAUGUGUUGGAAAGACGUGGCCCGGUUGGUGGGACAGCCUAGCUCAGACUUUCAAGGUGAAAUUGGAUGGCAAGGAAGUAGGCAAAAGAACAGAAACGAACCCUAUUGUCCACGUAAACAAAUCUGCAGCAUCGAUUUUCAUCAUCGGCAUGCGAGGUGCAGGGAAGACGACAAGCGGUUUUUGGGUUUCCAAGGCACUCCAGCGUCCAUUCAUUGACUUGGAUGAUGAGCUCGAAAGAACUGAAGGUAUGACGAUUCCCGAAAUUAUCAAACAACGGGGAUGGGGAGGAUUCAGGGAAGCUGAACUCUCACUACUACGGAGGGUAAUGACUGAGAAGCCAACGGGGUACAUUUUUGCCUGUGGUGGAGGUGUUGUUGAGACUCCUGAGGCCCGCAAGCUCUUGACCCAAUAUCACAAAACUACAGGCAACGUCAUUCUUGUCAUGCGAGACAUUAAAGAAAUAAUGGAUUUCUUGAAAAUUGACAAGACGCGUCCAGCGUAUGUUGAGGACAUGAUGAGUGUGUGGUUGCGCCGAAAACCAUGGUAUGAGGAAUGUAGCAAUGUUCAAUAUUACAGUCGAUUAACUGGAUUGGACGGGAUGACACAGGUUUCAGGUGGCUUCAAUCGUUUCUUAAAAGUCAUCACCGGCGAAGUGGACAGCCUUGCAAAGAUGAGAAGGAAAGAAAAUACUUUCUUUGUCUCUCUUACACUUCCAGAUCUCAGUCUGGCUGCCCAUAUCUUGAAAGAAGUCACGCUGGGGUCAGACGCUGUAGAGCUGCGAGUUGAUUUGCUCAAAGAUCCCCAGUCUGAUAAUGAGAUACCGUCUGUUGACUACGUCGCUGAACAGAUAUCCGUGCUGCGCAGUCGUACUUCGGUGCCUCUUGUAUUCACUAUCCGUACAAAGGGUCAAGGUGGUCGCUUCCCCGAUGAUGCAUACGAUGCCGCCUUACAACUCUACCGUCUUGCCGUCCGAAUGGGAUCUGAAUUUGUGGAUCUAGAAAUAUCGUUCCCGGAGCAGCUCCUACGUACGGUGACUGAAAUGAAAGGCUUUUCGAAAAUCAUCACGUCCCACCAUGAUCCCAAGGGGCAAUUGUCAUGGGUGAAUGGUUCAUGGAUUCAGUUCUACAACAAGGCUCUUCAGUAUGGAGAUGUGAUCAAGCUUGUGGGUGUUGCAAGGUCAAUUGACGACAACAUUUCACUGAAGAAAUUCAAAACCUGGGCAGAGGAGAAACACAACGUCCCCAUUAUCGCCAUCAAUAUGGGCGACAAGGGCCAGCUAAGCCGGAUGUUAAAUGGUUUCAUGACACCAGUAUCCCAUCCUAGCCUACCAUUCAAGGCAGCGCCUGGUCAACUUUCCGCCAGAGAAAUCCGAAAGGGUCUCUCUCUCAUAGGCGAAAUCAAAGCAAAGAAAUUCGCGGUCAUUGGGAACCCAGUCUCUGCCUCUCGGUCUCCGGCAAUGCACAACACUCUCUUCAGACAAAUGGGCCUCCCACACACCUACGGGACCCUAGAAACAGAUAAUCCUGAAGUUGCCAAAGAAUUCAUCCGCUCCCCUGGCUUUGGCGGUGCCUCCGUCACCAUUCCUCUAAAAAUAAGCAUCAUGCCCCUCCUCGACGAAAUAGCGCCAGAAGCAAUGUCGAUCGGGGCUGUAAACACCAUUGUCUGCGCCCCGCCAGCACCAGACGGCAAAUCCCAAACCCCACGCCUUAUCGGCCACAACACAGAUUGGCAAGGCAUGGUCCGCUGCCUGAGCGACGCAGGUGCCUAUGCCGCAGCCACGCCCACCACCGCCUCUGCCGGUCUAGUUAUCGGAGGCGGUGGAACGGCCCGCGCAGCGAUCUUCGCCCUUCAGAACAUGGGCUACUCCCCCAUAUACGUGUUAGGCCGCUCGCCAGACAAGCUUUCCAGCAUGACCUCCACCUUUCACACCGACCACGAUAUUCGCAUCUUAGAAGACGUGAAAGCUCUAGAAUCUUUGCCGACAGUAGCUAUUGGGACGAUACCUGGCGAUAAGCCAAUCGAGCCCCACAUGCGAGAAAUUCUCUGCAGGCUCUUCGACCUAUGCGAAAAAGCAAAUUCAGACACUGAGCAGGCGCGCGGCGUCAGCACGAAACGUAUCUUACUGGAGAUGGCAUAUAAACCUUCUGUCACGUCGCUGAUGCAAUUGGCUAGUGAUUCCGGGUGGACGGUGUUGCCGGGGCUGGAGGCUUUGGUGGCGCAGGGGGUUUAUCAGUGUGAGUACUGGACAAACAUUACGCCUGUCUAUGAAUAUGCUAGGAAUGCCGUAAUGGGCGUAUCGCCAAGCGAAGAUAUCUUGUAAGAGACGAUCUGUUCUGCAUCUCGCCAUACUCCCAGAAACAGUACUAUAUGUCAAACAAUUUUAGUGUUGAAGUUUUACGACGUGAAACUUAUAAAUUGCGAGGGGAGAACGGUAAAAGGUUAUUUUUUUUGUUUUUUUUAACAAAGAACAAAAAAUGCAUAUAAUGAAUUUCGGCUUUUUUUUUGGCAUAUGACGAAUAGAAAGUUUUAACACUCAGGGUUAUUAUGGAAAAAAGGGGGGGAGAAUGAAAAGGAUCAAUUUCUUGUUUAUCUAGUAUAAUAAUAUUCUUUAUAUUAAAACAUAGCAAUUUCGCUCUUGG